Melitaea cinxia (Glanville fritillary) is the source of this 696-nucleotide messenger RNA. Its product is annotated as transcriptional repressor CTCF-like. The record is from RefSeq and is a predicted model, not a curated record. Gene Ontology annotation, molecular function: DNA-binding transcription factor activity, RNA polymerase II-specific; RNA polymerase II transcription regulatory region sequence-specific DNA binding. Lineage: Eukaryota; Metazoa; Arthropoda; Insecta; Lepidoptera; Nymphalidae. Gene Ontology annotation, biological process: regulation of transcription by RNA polymerase II. The coding region runs from base 1 to 696 and encodes 231 amino acids. The transcript has a single exon. Gene Ontology annotation, cellular component: nucleus.
AUGGGUGAUUUGGACAAUUCGUUGCUAGUGGAAUCACUGAAGAAUUACUCCGAAAACCAAUUGAUUAAAAGUGAAAUCGAUAAUAAUCUUGCGUACUGUGCUAUUUGCAAUGUGAAUUUUGUCGACGCGAGUGAAUUCGAACAACAUAAUAUCGAAACACACGGAUUAGUUAUGAAAAAGUAUCAAUGUCUAUAUUGUAGCGCUAGAUUCCGUAGACAAGAUCAUUUAAAACGGCACGUAACCAGCCUCCACACAUCCGAACUGAACAUAUUAUUAUUAAAAUGCCCCGUUUGCGAUGAAGAGUUUCCUCGACGGGAUUUAAUGCUCAAACACUUGAAGAAAAAACAUGUAAAUGCGCAGUCAUUUGAGUGUCGAAUAUGCCUUUAUAAAACCACAUCUCUAGACGACUUAGAAACCCAUAAUAAUACAAAUCAUACUUUACAAGAAAGCCACAAGUGUUCGUACUGUAAAAAACCAUUUAAAAGAAGGGAUCACAUGCUCCGUCACAUUAAAACGCUACAUCUAAAUCAGUACACCGUCUGUCCGAUAUGCUGUCAGCACUUCAAACGUAAAGAUCACGUCGUGAGGCAUUGUCGUGAGAAACACAGUGUGGAAUUUUUGAACGGUAAAAUCGUUAAAUUACAGUAUGCAAAUGGAAUAUCACAAAGUUCUACUACAAUGACACAAAAACAAUAG